Messenger RNA from Fusarium vanettenii 77-13-4, 1971 nucleotides. RefSeq lists its product as uncharacterized. Gene Ontology annotation, molecular function: ATP binding; MAP kinase kinase activity. Lineage: Eukaryota; Fungi; Ascomycota; Sordariomycetes; Hypocreales; Nectriaceae. Gene Ontology annotation, biological process: cellular hyperosmotic response; MAPK cascade; protein phosphorylation. The record is from RefSeq and is a predicted model, not a curated record. The coding region runs from base 1 to 1971 and encodes 656 amino acids. The transcript has 2 exons.
AUGUCCGCCUCCGGCUCGAUCCCGGUCACGCCGGACGACUCGUCCUUGAAGGAGUUUUCCACACCUGCGUCUCCAGGCUCUGAAGACUCGUCCGAACCAAGCACACCGCUCGAAUCUCCUAGUCACGACAGCCCCGAUGAGCUCCCGAGAAGACUGCCGUCGUUACGGUCCGUGUCUGAUCCCCCCAACAUGAACCCAAACUCGACAGCCAUGGGUCUCUUGGGUAUGGCUAGACAUCCUGUGUCGACGUCGUCGAGCUUCGCCGGAAGCGGUGGUGCCUCGGUAGAAAACAGCAUCAUGGCCAAAGCGCGGGCGCUACAUCAACAGCGAAUGCAAAAAGGCGCUGGUGGCGGCCCUAUGUCACCUGCAGGACAGUCGCCAACGAGUAACAUGUCAAACGGUUUCCCUGCGAAUCUGCGCAUGCCUCCUAACUUGCAGCGGCCAAGCGCCGUCCCACAUCCUAGGUCCGCUCCCAUCCUCCCGAAACCGUCAUUGAGCGAGAGGAGGGCCAAGAUGGGCGUUGGUAUGGGCAUGAAGCUGUCUGAUAUGGGCGGAGCAAGCCCUGCCCCGACCACCGGCAUGAGGCGAACAGGUCCUCCCGGGAAGCUGUCGGACAUUACAGGCGACAAGCCUGGCCAGCCACAAUCGAACGGAACGGGUCCUACAGGUCAAGGGUCGAAGAUGGACGACUUUAAGAAAUACAUCGACACUGAGAAGGGCUGGGUGACGUUUGAUGGCGCUGCCACAAUUACACGGACCGGAGUCAACUUUGCCAACGGUCAGACUUUUAGGAUCUCACUCGACGAGGUAGAAACGUUGGCAGAGCUAGGCAAAGGUAACUAUGGAACUGUCUACAAGGUGAGGCAUGCCAAGAGGAGAGUACCCCGGUUCGGUCAAGGCUUCAGUGGAAAGCCCCUCCCUGUUCAGUACUCGCAGUCGGACCCAACACCAGUAAGGCCGGCUGAGGAUGCUGCCGACUCCAAAAACAGCGACGGCACAACCGGGACCAUCAUGGCUAUGAAGGAGAUGCGAUUGGAGCUUGAUGAUGCCAAGUUUACAACCAUUCUGAAGGAGCUCGUCAUUCUACACGAAUGCGUUUCGCCUUACAUUAUCGACUUUUACGGCGCCUUCUUCCAAGAGGGUGCUGUAUACAUGUGUAUUGAGUACAUGGACGGCGGGUCCAUCGACAAGUUGUACAACGGAGGCAUCCCAGAGAACGUGCUACGAAAGAUCACAUACUCAACAGUCAUGGGUCUCAAGUCUCUCAAGGACGAGCACAGCAUCAUCCACCGUGAUGUCAAGCCGACAAACAUCCUGGUCAACACACGCGGCCAGGUCAAGAUCUGCGAUUUUGGCGUCAGUGGUAACCUCGUGGCCAGCAUAGCCAGGACAAACAUCGGCUGCCAGAGCUACAUGGCACCAGAACGAAUCUCUGGUGGCGGUUUUGCGCAGGCAGGCAACGCAGAUGGGUCAUACAGCGUCCAGAGCGAUGUCUGGAGUUUGGGUCUGACCAUCAUCGAGUGUGCCAAGGGUGCCUACCCUUACCCGCCUGAGGUGUCAUCCACCAUCUUUAGCCAACUGAGUGCCAUCGUCGAGGGUGAACCACCAGCUAUGCCAGAAGAGGGCUACUCGGAUACGGCCAAGGACUUUGUCAGAGCGUGCCUCCACAAGAUCCCCAUGAAACGGCCAACCUAUGCCAUGAUGCUGAAGCAUGCAUGGCUAAAGGAAUUCAGCAAACCCCAGACGAUUACUGAAGAAGCGGAGGAGGGAGAAGAGGUCGAGAAGGUGGCAGAAGCUGUAGGCAAGAUCGACCUGAAGUCAUCGACCGAAGACGCCGAGGUAGCAGAAUGGGUCAACAACGUGCUGCGCCGAAAGAGAGAAGGCCUGGAUAGCGACGGGCCAAUGAGACCAGCAUUGCACACAGCACCACUCGACACUGUCAGUCCAAUCUCGAGUCCGAACCAUGCAUGA